AAUGAAUCUCUCUUAUCCCAGUUAGAGGCCCAAAAUGACGAAACAAUAGAUGUCAUGACCGACAAAGUUAAAUUAUUGAAAAACUUGACAAUCAAAAUGGGCACUGAAAUCAAAUCAGCUAAUCUUAAUAGUCUAUCAGAUACCUUUGACAAGACCUCUUCUUCCUUGAAAAGAAACUUUAAUAAUUUACUUAUUGUAUCUAAAAACGCUGGUAUAUCCUGGAAAUCUUGGUUAAUCUUUUUUAUCUUGGUGUUUGGUUUUUUCUUCUGGGUAUGGAUCUUUUAA
This is a messenger RNA of Ascoidea rubescens DSM 1968, 285 nucleotides long. RefSeq names its product Bet1p (gene BET1). Gene Ontology annotation, biological process: endoplasmic reticulum to Golgi vesicle-mediated transport. The transcript has a single exon. Lineage: Eukaryota; Fungi; Ascomycota; Saccharomycetes; Ascoideales; Ascoideaceae. The annotation marks the transcript as partial. The record is from RefSeq and is a predicted model, not a curated record.